UGUUUCCUAAUUGCUGCUGCCGCUGGUCUGGAGGAGCUGAGUGGGAAAGGCACGUCAAAGAAUCUCUUCACGCCACAAACUCUUGUAGAUGAACCGAGGUACCCGGACUCAGGCUGGAGUGACUGACCCUUGCGAACAUUCGGAAUCUGUUUAGCCCAGACAGCAUUAGGUUUGUUUGUGUGUGUGUGUGUGUGUGUGUAAAAAGGCAAUGCUAUGGUGAAGCGUGCCAGCGAUGACGGAUGUGGAGGCCACUUACGAGGACUUCAUCGCUUCUCGACGAUCCGGCCGCAGGAACGCCAUCCACGAGAUCUCAGGAGGCCCAGGAGCGCAGGGGGCCGCUGACCUGUCCCAAACUCUGGCGCAGUUUAACAUCAACAAAUCUGGGGAUGAGGAAGUGGACGCAGAGAAAGGCCAGGACGAUUCAGCGAAAGAAGAGGAGACUAAAGCUGAAGACUCCUAAAUUGAAAUAGGGACCAAGCAUGGACUUGAGGGGUCUAGAAUAGUCCCAGGAUUCUCCAGCUUUCAACUCACUGUUUGCAACCAAGAGAGAAACUCAAGAAAACCCUCUACUGCCAUCGUCCCAGCAGAACAAAGUUUUCUUGCUGCGUUUGGUGAUCUAGGAUCUAGGCCGACUGUGAGCGUAGCAUGAUGCGAGCAACUAAAAUCAACGUGUUUUUACAAUUCCUAGGUGUGGAGAAAGGAAGGCAACAGACGCCAAAAUGAAAAAUGUCCUCUAAGGAUUUUUUGAGGCAAAUUCUUAAAGAGUUGCCAGUAAGUCUAAGCAUGUUUACCUUCCCCUUUUUCUGCCUUUACUCAACCAGCACUCAUUUCUCUGAAACAAUCCGAGGAAAAGGUAAAAGGUAAUCUUGCAAGUACUGCACACAUGAACCCGCUCUUCAUGUCUCCUGUCAGCUGUUUCCUUUGCGCUCAAUAAUUUUCUGCAUGUUUUCUUUUUUCCCCCCUCUGGACCAUAGACCUAGUUUAGCUAAUUGGCUUUGUUGACUUUCUAUUUGUCCAUCUGCCUUAGGUAAUCUCAGACGCAGCUGAUUCAACUGAUGAUUAGAUAACACACUGUUAACCCCUGGAACGUUGAGUCUUAGGUCUAUACUGCUUCUGAGGCAACGUGCAGAUUAGAGGUCAUGUGUUUGUUUUUUCAAAUAUUUCAACACCUUUUCUUCAAGAUCUGCACAUGAAGUUAUGGUUUUCUGCCAUGUGAUGGAUUUUGUAAUGCAGCUUACAUUUCAUCACUUAAAAAUUUAAUAUUUUGCACUAAUAAGUAAUGAACUGUUAAUAUGUUUUUUAUUAGUUUUGCAAUUACAUUUGGAAGAUGAAACGCUCUGGACUAAAAUUUUUCUUACCGUCAUGCCUUUCGCUGUCUGUGACGAACAAAUUUCCCUCUGAAAUCCACAUUCUUCACAUUUACGAUCUCCAUACAGUAACACACUGCCAUGCAAUAUAUUCUAAUCAUUUUUGUAUGUUACCUUGUUUCAAAUUUAAUGUGUGAUCUUGUGCAGCCCCAGGAGUAUAACGGAUAUUUGCUGCUUGGUUGUUGUUAGGAAUUGCACUACUGAUUGCAUACAGCUCUAACCAUGAGUGGAUUAUAAUUAAUUAAUUAAUUUACUUUUGAUGAGAUGACUCUUGGGCCUGUAUUCUCUGCUCAUAAACCUUUUCACAGUAAAAUAACUUUCAUACUAUAAAGGUAUUUUUGCCUUGUAUAACUAAAUCAAACACAUGAAUAUGCGUUCACAAAAAAUGUCUUGGUAAAAUUGAUGCUGUGAAAUUCUUUCAUUCAGUGGUAUUAUGGUAUCUGAUUUUUUUUUUCCUCUUUAAAUUUGAGGUAUUAUUCAGAAUAUUUGUGGAUAAAAAAAAAAUGUUUGUACCGUACAGCAACUCAGGUGUAGUUUGUUUUAAUGACCAAAACUGUUGCAAUGUCGGUGACUGAUGUCACCCAUGUUGAUUUUUCUACAAAACUGUCUUCAGGAACUCAGGCACACCACGGAAAAGGCAUUUCACGGUUUUGAAAUAUUUUCAGUUUACUUGCAGCAGCUUUGACACUUUUAAGUUAUGAUGUGUGACAUAAUGACUGGAGGAGAAGUUUGGGUGCAGAGAAAUGACAUGGUCACUGCUUCCCUCUGGUGGUCAGCUAGAGCUAUUCUUCACUAAUAAAGAGUCAUAUGACACAAACGGUUUAGAGACUCUAGGAAUUAUGAGAUUAUGUUCACUUAUAGCUGUGUUGAAGCAUGACGAGUCAAAAAUAAAACACAUGCAACACA
Molecule: messenger RNA, 2273 nt
Organism: Gambusia affinis (western mosquitofish)
Lineage: Eukaryota; Metazoa; Chordata; Actinopteri; Cyprinodontiformes; Poeciliidae
Gene: pkia
Product: cAMP-dependent protein kinase inhibitor alpha
Exons: 4
Coding region: 233-460 (75 amino acids)
Biological process (GO): negative regulation of cAMP-dependent protein kinase activity
Cellular component (GO): cytoplasm; nucleus
Molecular function (GO): cAMP-dependent protein kinase inhibitor activity
Source: RefSeq, a predicted model, not a curated record